Fraxinus pennsylvanica is the source of this 633-nucleotide messenger RNA. The record is from the annotation of a GenBank genome assembly. NCBI's taxonomy places the organism in Eukaryota, Viridiplantae, Streptophyta, Magnoliopsida, Lamiales, Oleaceae.
AUGGAUGCCUCGAAUACUGCUGCACAGAAGGUUGAUGAUGCUCCAAGGCCGGAACCUAUGCUAAGCUCUUUUUCAACUUCUUUAAUCGAGCAUGGAAGUACACCUCUCGUGGAGAAACCCUCUGAUGACUUCUUGCACUCAAAAUCUAACAUCGAACCUACGCAUCUCUUGAAGGUUGAAGGCACAUCAAAGCCCGAGCCUAUGUUGAGCAUCCCUGAUACAACUCAUCUGGACGAGGAAGGAAUUACACCUCUUUUGGAGCUUCCCUUUUAUCACUUGCAGCUCUCAAAAGCUCACGUGGGACCUACAUAUCAAAUGAGCUUUCCACCGAGUUUGGAUUCUAGACUGCCUUCUACAACAGUUCCAGCGAUCAUAAAAUGCUUUGGCAAAACGUGGGAGGUAAAAUUCUGUGGGGAUACAACACCAAAAGGCUUUGAUUCGAGUUGGAGAAAGUUCGUGGAUGAUAACAAUUUAGUGGUUGGUGAUGCACUAAUUUUUGAGCUCUUGGAAAUCAGCUUUGUAAAAGUAAUGUUUAAAGUUCAAUUUCUAAGAUGUGCAAUUCCACCAGAUGUGCUAGAAGUGAUAAAUAAGAGUAGAGCUGAACGUCAAGUGAUCACUAUUGAUGACGAGUAG